UGGCCUAUCGGCGAGUUUUCCGCACUGUAGAAAGCUUUUGACAAGAUAAGCUGCCGAAAUUUUUACCGUGUAGAGGUCCUGGUAACGGGCAUGUCUGCCCUUGCCGACUGUCCUUGCGUCCGGAUUUUCCCCGACAAUUCAUUGACAAGAGAACGCACAUAAGUAUCCGAGGGCUAUAUAAAGUCUGUACUUUGGCUAGGUCGACCCCAGCGUCUCUGAAUUCUACUUCAACAUGCAACUACUGCUUGCUUUGUCUGUCGCCUCUCUAGCGGGCCUUUCCAUGGCUUGUGAUGCGUAUACUGGUGGUCUCCCGACCGCCACCGGUACAGUGUCCAGUAAAGCUGUCAUCAAGGUCGCUGCAGGCGAGGUCUUCGAUGGUGGCUGGAAGAAGUACGACCGUGGAAGCGGUGCUUGCAACGGCCAAUCCGAAGGAGAUUACACAGAUGCAGUUUUCUACCUUCACGAGGGUGCCACCUUACAGAACGUCAUAAUUGGCGCUAACCAGGCCGAAGGUGUUCACUGUACUGGAUACUGUACCUUGAAAUUCGUUUGGUUCGAGGACGUCUGCGAGGAUGCUAUCACCAUCAAAAAUGACGAGGCCGGUGACUAUACUAACAUCAUCGGUGGUGGUGCGUACCACGCCGACGACAAGGUUAUUCAACACAAUGGUUGCGGUACCGUUAAUAUCAUCAACUUUUUCGUCAGUGACUACGGAAAGUUGUACCGAUCUUGCGGCAACUGCAAGAGUCAGUGCAAACGUAACGUGUAUAUCUCCGGUGUUUACGCCGAGGACGGCGGAACUCUCGCUGGAAUCAACUCCAACUACGGCGAUACGGCUACCAUCGUUGACUCCUGCUAUGACACAAAGCACCCUUGUACGCUUUACGACGGGUGUGCUGGAGGCUGCGAACCCGAUGUUGUCGGCUACUGCAGUGGCUAAGUCCCUGCCUAACUCUAUCCAUCGAAUGUUUCAUGACUUUCUUGGUCCAAGCUCCGUAAGACUUCACUUACAUCAUUUGGUUGCUUCUGGGAGGCCUAAUGGCAUGAUUCGUAG
This is a messenger RNA of Desarmillaria tabescens, 1054 nucleotides long. RefSeq names its product polysaccharide lyase family 3 protein. The coding region runs from base 233 to 940 and encodes 235 amino acids. NCBI's taxonomy places the organism in Eukaryota, Fungi, Basidiomycota, Agaricomycetes, Agaricales, Physalacriaceae. The record is from RefSeq and is a predicted model, not a curated record. The transcript is spliced from 17 exons. Gene Ontology annotation, biological process: pectin catabolic process. Gene Ontology annotation, molecular function: pectate lyase activity. Gene Ontology annotation, cellular component: extracellular region.